This is a messenger RNA of Aspergillus aculeatus ATCC 16872, 2172 nucleotides long. RefSeq lists its product as uncharacterized. The transcript is spliced from 5 exons. The record is from RefSeq and is a predicted model, not a curated record. NCBI's taxonomy places the organism in Eukaryota, Fungi, Ascomycota, Eurotiomycetes, Eurotiales, Aspergillaceae. Bases 1 to 2172 code for a protein of 723 amino acids.
AUGCCACAAGGACAUAAUCGUCAAGUGCGGCAAGACUAUAUUGAGCUAGAAGUGACUCGGAAUUCCUUGACCGAUGAGAGGCCGGAGGAACAACACACAACCAUUCCCGAAAUUUCCAGCUCCCGACUCGAGGGCUGGAAGUUCACUCUUUUCUUAGCUUUCAUCUCAAGCGCAGUCGUUCUGAGUCUCAACAUUGCAUUUUUGUCAUACUCCUUAACAAAUUUAAAUCCCUUGAUCAGCACCAUCAUAUAUGACGGAGAUUGUGAUACUGCUCAUCGUCUGUCGGCCGGCUUUCAUUUGCUGAUUAACGUUCUUGGAAGCAUACUAUUGAGUGCCAGCAAUUUCGGCAUGCAAUGCCUAGCCGCGCCCACACGGCAGAUUAUUGAUAGAGCCCAUAGAAAAGGCCACUGGGUGGAUAUCGGCAUACCUAGUCUUCACAACUUAUCUCAAGUGUCUCGAAAGCACUUAAUCUUUUGGUUAUGCCUGGCAUUGUCAUCUCUACCCUUUCACCUCGUAUAUAACUCGGCCGUCUAUUCCACAACGUCGGCCUACGUAUACGAUAUUUUCGCCGGCUCGGGGUCUCUCGGGCAGAAAGACAUUUCCCAAGUUAACCUUCGAUACCCCUACGAGUCAUCUUCUAAUAAGUCCUCUUCUUUUUCCGAGCUCCUGUCUGCAGCAAGACGUGGGAGCCUUCAGCACCUGGACAGUCAGACGUGUCGUGAUAAAUUUGCAGUCACGUUUCAACAAGCGUUUCAGAAGUUACUGGUCGUGACGGAUGAUGCCAAUGGAAGCAAUGAUACAUAUGCCUACAUCGAUACCGCGUAUGUUUUCACGCCGUUUACCGAGCCUACGGAAACACCCUAUAAUUGGCUGUGCGACUAUACAUCCCUGGAUAUCUCUGAUUGCAACAGGAGACGCAGAUAUCUUAACUACUCGUCACCAACCUCGCUCGAUGGCUGGGUCAUGUUUGUGGGAGAGUAUAACUCCACGGUUCAGUACUGCUUGGCUGAGAAAGCAGAUCAGCAUUGCAGGCUUCGGUACUCCUUUCCGCUCACAAUGGUCGUGAUAGGUUUUAAUCUGGUCAAAAUGUGUCUUUUGCUUUACAUGUGGGGCCGACCAUUAGAGGCACCAAUUCUGACUAGUGGGGAUGCAAUCGCGUCAUUCCUGCGGCGUCCCGAUCUUUAUUCCCAAUACCGGUGUCUAAGUACCAGUCGUGACGUGACAAGAGGCUCUGGAGGCAUGGGCUCCCUGGCUUCAGGGACCCCAUCGCCCGGACCCAAAGCAUUCGACAACGAACGGCAACGAUGGGGCGCCGCGGUCUCCGGCCGUCGGUGGAAAUUCUGCGUCUCACUCUGGCUGAGCGAAACUAUCGUCUGCGUUGUGCUGCUAGCUUACGGCGUCUCCCAGAUUUCCAGCAACCAGUCAGGCACCAACGCCUGGACGCUCGGGCUAGGCGCGGUCACCUCGAAUAGCCUGAUAUCCGGCCUCCACUGGCCGACCUCCCUCGUCAAGAACGUGCUUAUUGCUAACUCACCCCAACUGGUCUUCUCCUUCCUCUACCUCGCCUUCAACGGGUUGCUCACAUGCUUGACCAUGGCCGCGGAGUUGAGUGGCUACGCCGAAGCGCGCAAGGGCCUUCGGGUCUCGUCGAACCCCCAGCACGCGCAGCGAUCUAACUAUUUUCUCUCCGUCCCGUAUCGCUACGCGCUUCCGUUCAUAGCCACCUCCACCGUCCUUCAUUGGCUGAUUUCGCAGAGCCUUUUCUUGGUCGGCGUCGAAGAAUGGGACUCUGGCUCCGGGAGUGUAGUCUUCUUCAGUUGCAGCUGGUCUGCGGCAGGGAUCCUGAGCAGUAUCAUUGUUGGGGGCGUGUUUCUGGCGGGAAUUGUCGGGCUGAGUCGCCGGCGAUUGGACUCCGCUAUGCCCAUUGUGGGAAGUUGUAGCCUGGCGAUCGCCGCGGCGUGUCAUCCGGAAUUUGGUCUUAGCCUGCCUCGAGAGAACGGGACUGUGUUGCAGAGCGGGGAAUGCGUUGCUGUUUCCAGGGAAAUGGGCGAGUGGGAUAUGUCACUCUUGCCCGUCCAAUGGGGCGCGGUGCCGGUGACUGGCCCCAUAGGCCAUUGCAGCUUCACGAGUGGGCAGGUCGAGAUCCCUCAGGCAGGAGGAUUGUAUCAGUAA